CCAGUUUCCAGGCCCCAGGGAAGGGGCUGCCACCCCUCAGCCCUGACCCAGGCUGCCCGGUCCCCAUGACACCUCCCACUCCCACUGUGGCCAAGAUGGGCUCAGGGGCUGCCCUUGGCCUGGCCUAGAGACCUCUGCCAGCUGGUGGUGGAGCUGGCACCCUCUGGGAGGGAGGGGGCUGGGAGGAAAUGAGUGGGAAUGGCGGGAGGCCAGGCUCUGGUGGGAGCAGGUUGAGGCAGGUUUGGCUUCCUAGGAAUGCCAAGUUGGGGGCCAGUGGGCAAACAUAUAAAUCCUCACCCUGGGAGCCUGCGCGCCUUGCUCUCCUUCCUGGGUUUCUCUCUGCCACCUGAUCUGCCGCAGGUCCAUGAUGUGCAGUCCUCUGGAGCAGGCACUGGCUGUGCUGGUCACCACCUUCCACAAGUACUCCUGCCAGGAGGGCGACAAGUUCAAGCUCAGUAAGGGGGAGAUGAAGGAUCUUCUGCAGAAGGAGCUGCCCAGCUUUGUGGGGGAGAAGGUGGAUGAGGAGAGGCUGAAGAAGCUGAUGGGCAACCUGGAUGAGAACAGUGACCAGCAGGUGGACUUCCAGGAGUAUGCUGUUUUUCUGGCCCUCGUCACUGUCAUGUGCAAUGAAUUCUUCCAGGGCUGCCCAGACCGACCCUGAAGCAGAACUCUUGACUCCCUGCCGUGGAUCUCUUGAGCCCAGGAUGCUCGAUGCCUUUGAGUUUUGUAUUCAAUAAACUUAUUUUUUAA
Callithrix jacchus (white-tufted-ear marmoset) is the source of this 750-nucleotide messenger RNA. RefSeq names its product S100 calcium binding protein A2 (gene S100A2). Gene Ontology annotation, biological process: endothelial cell migration. Gene Ontology annotation, molecular function: calcium-dependent protein binding; calcium ion binding; transition metal ion binding. The record is from RefSeq and is a predicted model, not a curated record. Lineage: Eukaryota; Metazoa; Chordata; Mammalia; Primates; Cebidae.